GUCCCUCCUUCCCUCGUUUUCUGCUCUCUCUUUCUCUCACUAAAACCCUCGUUUCCCUCCAAUCUCCGUCCAUAAUCUCGCCGCCAGGUUCUUCCCAUCCAGCUCCGCUUCACUACGAUCCAUGUCCGGCGGCGUACGUUCUUCUCCGGGACAUUCUCAGCCGCCACCAUCUAACCCUGUGGUCCCACCCAUACGUCGACACUUGGCGUUCGCCUCAACGAAACCUCCCUUCCACCCGUCUGAUUACCGUCGAUUCAUCCCUUCCUACGUCACUAACAACGAUAGUAGCAGCCUCUGUGGAAUCGUAGAUCGGGAGGAGGAGGCCGUCGUUUUAAGAUCUCCUUCACGGAAGAGAAAGUCGAUGAUGGAUGUGGUUACUACUACUACUACUACUACUUCUAAUAGUAAUGGAUUCACGAGCUCUGGUUCCACUAGCAUACACAACAGUCCCUGUCUCACUCCUGUUUCGGCUAAAGGAGGCAGAGUCAACACCAAGUCAAGGGCCAAAGGGACUCAGUCAGUUCCUCAAACCCCCAUCUCAAAUGCUGUUGUAGGUUCUCCUGCCACACUAACUCCUUCUGGAAGUUGCCGUUAUGACAGUUCUUUAGGUCUCCUUACAAAAAGGUUUGUCAAUCUAAUCAAACAAGCCGAAGAUGGGAUGCUGGACCUAAACAAAGCUGCAGAAGCAUUGGAGGUGCAGAAACGGCGCAUAUAUGAUAUUACAAACGUUUUGGAGGGGAUUUAUCUCAUUGAAAAGCCUUUCAAGAACCGUAUACUGUGGAAGGGAGUUGAUGCUUCGAGGCCUGGCGAUGUGGAUGCUGACGUAUCUGUCUUACAGGCAGAGAUUGAAAACCUUAACCUCCAGGAGCAAGCGCUAGAUAACCAAAUCAGAGAAACGGAGGAAAGACUAAGAGAUCUUAGCGAAAAUGAAAAGAAUCAGAAGUGGCUUUUUGUAACUGAAGAGGACAUCAAGAGUUUACCAGGUUUCCAGAACCAAACUCUGAUAGCUGUCAAAGCUCCUCAUGGAACAACUCUGGAAGUCCCUGAUCCAGAUGAAGCGGGUGAGCUCCCUCAGAGGAGAUACAGGAUCAUUCUUAGAAGUACAAUGGGACCUAUUGACGUAUACCUUGUCAGUGAAUUUGAGGACACGAAUGGGGAUGUUGCACCACCAGCAUGCUUGCAUAUUGCUUCUUGCUCAGGAUCUACAGAAAACAAUGAAAUCGAAGCCUUAACUAUUGAUAACACAGAAACUGCCUCUGAGCUUCAGAUGUCUCAAGAUCAUGCACAUGCCCAACCCGGCGAUACCUCUGAUCUUAAUUAUUUACAGGAGCAAGUAGGAGGAAUGCUUAAGAUUACUCCCUCUGACAUCGAAAAUGAUGAUACGGACUACUGGCUUCUCUCCAACGCUGAAAUAAGCAUGACGGAUAUUUGGAACACAGACUCUGGUAUUGAUUGGGACUAUGGAAUAGCUGACGUGACUCCACCACCAGUAAUGAGUGAAAUAGCCUCAGCCGAUAUUGACUCCAAACCAACUUGAUUGCAAGAAGACCAAACACCUAUCCCAGCUUCUGAUUCCUGAUGUGUCCCUUCACAAUACUCUUGGUUCUUCAAUUCAAAUCCAAGGAG
Molecule: messenger RNA, 1626 nt
Organism: Brassica oleracea var. oleracea
Lineage: Eukaryota; Viridiplantae; Streptophyta; Magnoliopsida; Brassicales; Brassicaceae
Product: transcription factor E2FA-like
Exons: 13
Coding region: 122-1537 (471 amino acids)
Biological process (GO): regulation of transcription by RNA polymerase II
Cellular component (GO): RNA polymerase II transcription regulator complex
Molecular function (GO): protein dimerization activity; RNA polymerase II cis-regulatory region sequence-specific DNA binding; DNA-binding transcription factor activity, RNA polymerase II-specific
Source: RefSeq, a predicted model, not a curated record